GUUCGGGGAGGGGGUUGCAGAAGGAGCUGAGCGACUGCUGCUCAAUGGCGGAAAAGCCGCCGGUGCUCUGACCGCCUCUUCCCCCUAGCAGUUGCGGGGGAGUUUCCUGCCGGCGCGGCUGGAGUCUCUGUUUCUCAAGGUUUGGUGGUUGGAAGAUGCUCCAGAGAGACGAGGCUGAGGCGGAGGAGGUGGCGGCGGCCGAAUCGGCAACGGCACUAGGGUGGAGAGAAGGCGGCAGCGGCGGCGGCGGCGGCGUGCGGGGCCCGACGGUGUAAACAGCCCGGAGGCGGCGGAGGCGGCGGCCGAGACCCCGAGGGGGAAGUAGCAGCCGAGGCAGGGUCGCGCCUCCGUUGGAAGCCUGGGCUGAGUGCAGUAGGGGUCUCUGCGGCGGCGUGAGCAGACGCCCUAGACCUCGCCUCACUCGCUUGCCCCAGAUCCAUUACUAACCAUGGGUGCAUUUUUGGAUAAACCCAAAACUGAGAAACAUAAUGCUCACGGUGCUGGGAAUGGCUUGCGCUACGGCCUGAGCAGCAUGCAAGGCUGGAGGGUGGAGAUGGAAGACGCACACACCGCUGUCGUCGGCAUUCCUCACGGCUUGGAAGACUGGUCGUUCUUUGCAGUUUAUGAUGGUCAUGCUGGAUCCCGAGUAGCAAAUUACUGCUCAACACAUUUAUUAGAACACAUCACUAAUAAUGAAGACUUCAGGGCAGCUGGAAAAUCAGGAUCUGCUCCGGAGCCUUCAGUGGAAAAUGUCAAGAACGGUAUCAGAACUGGCUUUUUGAAAAUUGAUGAAUACAUGCGUAACUUUUCAGACCUCAGAAAUGGAAUGGACAGGAGCGGUUCAACUGCAGUGGGAGUUAUGAUUUCACCGAAGCAUGUCUACUUUAUCAACUGUGGUGAUUCACGUGCUGUUCUGUAUAGGAAUGGACAAGUCUGCUUUUCCACCCAGGAUCACAAACCUUGCAAUCCAAGGGAGAAGGAGCGAAUCCAAAAUGCAGGAGGCAGCGUUAUGAUUCAACGUGUUAAUGGUUCAUUAGCAGUGUCUCGUGCUCUGGGGGACUAUGAUUACAAGUGUGUUGACGGCAAAGGCCCAACGGAACAACUUGUUUCUCCAGAGCCUGAGGUUUAUGAACUUUUAAGAGCAGAAGAGGAUGAAUUUAUCAUCUUGGCUUGUGAUGGGAUCUGGGACGUUAUGAGUAAUGAGGAGCUCUGUGAAUUUGUUAAAUCUAGGCUUGAGGUAUCUGAUGACCUGGAACAUGUGUGCAAUUGGGUAGUGGACACUUGUUUACAUAAGGGAAGUCGAGAUAACAUGAGUAUUGUGCUAGUUUGCUUUUCAAAUGCCCCCAAGGUCUCAGAUGAAGCAGUGAGGAAAGAUUCAGAGUUGGAUAAGUACUUGGAAUCACGUGUUGAAGAAAUUAUGGAGAAGUCGGGUGAAGAAGGAAUGCCUGAUCUUGCCCAUGUCAUGCGCAUCUUGUCUGCGGAAAAUAUCCCAAAUUUGCCUCCUGGGGGAGGUCUUGCUGGCAAGCGCAAUGUUAUUGAAGCUGUUUAUAGUAGACUGAAUCCACAUAGAGAAAGUGAUGGGAAUAUAAAUUCUAUGAGAUCUGAAUCUUCGUCUGAUUUAUUAUGGCUAUGAAGUCCCAGCACUUGACAGCAGUGCCUGGCAUAUGGGUGCUGGAGAUCUAGAAGACCCAUGGUAGCCUUAUAAACCUUCUAAAAUGCUUUUGAUUCUGAAAAUUGGGGGAAAAAAACUUUUAAUCACAAUUUUCUUCAAUACAAGGGAAAAAUAUUCUUGUGGAUUUCCAACGUUUUGUGAUACGAGCCGAAAAUCAUUAGCAUUUCCCAUCAUUUGUUCACAUUUGUGUUUUCUGAUAAUGCCACUUGUAGCAUUGCCUGUACUGCAGUAUUUUUGCCAACCUCAGGCAUACUGGUUACAUCUGUAUUGAACUUGUGGCCCUAGAAACCAAUGGAGUUACUUCAUCACAAAUAACUAUUGGGCCUGAGGUGCAUGGGAAUAUAGUUAGCUGUCCUCUGAAGAUACAUUAUGGUUUUUUUUUUUUUUAAACAAGACACAACAUAUAAGCAUGUAAGAGUAAAGAAUUAUAUGAGAUGUUUCUUUUUUCAGUUCACCAAGUUGGAAGCCUUUUGCAGCUCUGUGGCUUGAAAUUUCAUUUGAGCAAUUUACUAUAGGAUAUAUAUUUAUUAAUUGUUAUUUAAUUUUUUUCCAAUUUUACCUGUAUUACCAAACUGGGUUCUCCAAUAAUGUCCAAAUUGUAAUGUUGCCUGCUUCAAGAUAAAGUGUAUUUGGCAAUAAUAUUAUAAACCCUUACAAAUUUUAUGCAUGUAUUUACUACAUCCUUCAAAUCUCACUAGAAAAUCUUUGAAACCAAAUGGAUUAAUUUAUGGCUAUUUAUAAUUUGCUUUGACAUCUCACUGCUGCAAAUUUUUUAAAUGAUGAAAUUUGCCUUUAUAAUGUAAAUUGUGAUUUUUGUUUUACAUGUGGGUUUCUAUAGUUUUAAUUUCUCAGCUUUUAAGAUACAAGUUUUGUGUAAUUUGGUAUAAUUUUUAAUUGUUUAUGUUAUUUUAAAAGCUCAGAAUAUCACAUUGAAAUGACUAUAAAUACAUUUAAAAUUAUCUAUUUUAGAUCUAAGGAAAUAUUACAGAGAUAUUUUCAUGGGUUCAAUAACCUUUCAUUUUAUAACAUUGGGCACGGUACAGAGUGGCUGUCACAUAAGGUACUUGAAGAUUAUUAGUUUAAUUCUAUUUUUACAAUAACCUUGAAUUCUUUUUGAGUUUUGCAUGUAUCCUAUUAAUGCUGAACAUGAGAGUAAAAUAUUUAUCUAAAAGAAGCUACUGGGGAAGGAGAAGCAAUGAAUGUAUCCAUUCGUACAUGGCUUACAUGUUGUGGAUGCUUUGUAAACAUUUCCCUAUCUGUUUAAAUUGUGUUUCAGCAGGAUAUAAUUGCCCUUGUGUGUAGUUAAAAUGAGUCAUCAUCUGGUCCUAAGUGAGAUGGAAUUCAUGGUAUUUUCUGUAACAUUUUCCUGAAGCUGUUUCUGGAGAGCUACACAUUUGAAUUCAGACAGCUUCCUUGAUCAUUUGAUUUAUUGUGCACCUGAUUUUUGGUCUAAAAGGAAUUAUUGCCACGAUAUAUUUUAUUUAUUCUUUAGAUUUUAGCCUUGUAAGUUAAAGUGCUUUACAUGAUGAUGUUAAAAGCUAUUUGUCCCUUUACUGGGUUUGGGGGGCUGUUAAAAGAUAGGGAAUGAAGAAUGCAAAAUGGUUUAUUGUUCAAACUGUCCACUCUGAUCCAACCCUGUACUGACAGUACCUUUCCAGUAUGAUAUUGUGAUGUUUCAUACAAUGCAGUGAACAUAACCAACUUGUUACCUAAAUAAAGAAUUGAUAAAAACAGUGUGACACAUUA
Messenger RNA from Rhinolophus ferrumequinum (greater horseshoe bat), 3418 nucleotides. RefSeq names its product protein phosphatase, Mg2+/Mn2+ dependent 1B (gene PPM1B). The transcript is spliced from 7 exons. Gene Ontology annotation, cellular component: cytosol; nucleus. NCBI's taxonomy places the organism in Eukaryota, Metazoa, Chordata, Mammalia, Chiroptera, Rhinolophidae. The record is from RefSeq and is a predicted model, not a curated record. Gene Ontology annotation, biological process: negative regulation of canonical NF-kappaB signal transduction; positive regulation of canonical Wnt signaling pathway; protein dephosphorylation. Gene Ontology annotation, molecular function: magnesium ion binding; manganese ion binding; protein serine/threonine phosphatase activity. Bases 449 to 1633 code for a protein of 394 amino acids.